AUGGUGCAAGAAGAGGCCAUCUCGGCAAGCCGGAUUUCCAUGGUUACCACGGCUCGCUACCGAUACGCCUCAAACAUAGUGUACAUUUUUGCUGGGGAGACACAGACACCAAAUCAUUCCUGCACAACAGCCCAGAGCGGUGGGCUGCAGCUGAGCCCCGUGCUGGUCCCUGCCUGGGGCACCAAGGUGACAGCAGGGACUAAUCCAGCUGCUUCAGCACAAUGGGCAAAAAUCUGCUCAAGUCAACCUGCAAACAAAAUCAGAGGCUGUGACUCCCAGGGCUGCGGUGGAUACAAUGACCCCAGAGGAUCGAAGCAGCACAGGGGAGUGGACGUGGUGUGCCAGGACGGCUCGGUGGUGUACGCGCCCUUCACGGGGAAGAUCGACAAACAAGCCAGGCCCUACGGCAACGGCAACGCCAUCGACAACGGACUCCAGCUUUCAGGAUCAGGAUUCUGCAUUAAGAUGUUUUACAUCAAACCUGUCAAGUACAGUGGCCCCGUCAAGAGGGGAGAGGAAAUCGGCGUCCUGCUGCCCAUGCAAAGGGUCUACCGGGGAAUUACGUCCCAUGUCCACAUCCAGAACUGUGACUUAACAGAUCCUACGCGCAAUCUACACAGUGGUAAAGGAAAGCACACAGGUGUAGAUGUCAUCUGUGCUGACGGAGCGACAGUGUACGCUCCUUUCAGCGGCCAGCUCUCUGGACCCAUUCGAAUCUUUCAUAAUGGAAACGCCAUUGAUGAUGGAGUCCAAAUCACCGGAUCAGGUUACUGUGUAAAGCUUGUCUGUAUUCACCCCAUCCGAUACCACGGCCAAAUCCAGCGAGGGCAACAACUGGGAAGGAUGCUACCAAUGCAAAAAGUAUUUCCUGGCAUUAUCUCUCACAUCCAUGUUGAGAACUGUGACCACUCUGAUCCUACUCAACAACUUACACCUGUUGUUCCACCAUUCCCACAACAAGACAGCCGCUGGGCAACACUGUGCUCCGGGAAUCCUACAAACGAGAUAAGAGGCUGUGAUAGAUAUGGCUGCGGAUACUACGGAGCUCCAAGACAAAAUGGUAAAGGAAAGCACAGGGGUGUGGAUGUCAUCUGCAGUGAUGGAGCAACCGUGUACGCUCCCUUUUCUGGCCAGCUCUCCGGACCCAUUAAAAUCUUCCACAAUGGAAAUGCCAUUGAUGAUGGAGUCCAAAUCAGGGGAUCAGGCUUCUGUGUGAAACUAGUCUGCAUCCAUCCCAUCAGAUACAGUGGUACAAUUUCUAAGGGACAAGUCCUCGGGAGAAUGCUGCCAAUGCAAAGAGUGUUCCCUGGGAUCACAUCUCAUAUUCACGUGGAGAACUGCGAUCGCUCAGAUCCUACUAGCAAUCUUGAAAAGGGGAAAUGGCAAAGAGAGUGA
Molecule: messenger RNA, 1395 nt
Organism: Opisthocomus hoazin
Lineage: Eukaryota; Metazoa; Chordata; Aves; Opisthocomiformes; Opisthocomidae
Source: RefSeq, a predicted model, not a curated record